AUUUCUGUAUUUUACUGAGGUUGUAUUUAACACAAUGAUUCAGUUCCCACAGAAAAUGUGGCCACAGUUGGUGCCAGUGCCACUGUAACAGAAGGAGUAAGUCGCACUCGAAAUGCUUUAUUAAAUGGAGACACAAAGAAUUACGACUGGGAUUCUGGUUACACCUGUCAUCAGCUGGGAAGUGGAGCCAUUGUGGUCCAGCUAGCACAGCCUUUCAUGAUCGGAACCAUGAGGCUACUGCUCUGGGAUUGUGAUGAUCGAAGCUACAGUUUCUACAUUGAAGUCUCCAACAACCAGCAGCAGUGGAGGAUGGUGGCAGAUCGUACAAAAGUUACGUGCAGAUCAUGGCAAACAAUCAGCUUUGAGUUGCAGCCGGUGGUGUUCAUCAGGAUCGUCGGGACCUAUAACACAGCCAAUGAGGUAUUCCAUUGUGUGCACUUUGAAUGUCCAGCACAAAGGAAUGUCCACCAGGAGCCAAGUGCAGACCCAUCAGGAGCAAGUGCUGAACCAGGCUAUAGAUCUGGAACGCCAACUCGGUCUGUCCCGAACCCAAGCGACAGAAUGCAGUUCAGCCACUGAGUUUUAGAGGAUGGCCCUUAUCAUUCUUGAUUAUCACCUUAAGUACAUUGAGACUGGUUCCAAUCAAGGUGAAUUCUGGACAUGCACAUCCUUGUUUUUGCCCAUAUUGUACUGCAUAGCAACGUUGGUCAACCCUGACUAUAUAUUGAACAUGUCUGUUCAGACCAUUUCCUGCUCAUUGUGUAAUCAGUGCACUACAAAUUGUAACGUCGAGAUCACCUAACCAGUGUGUGAGAGGAAAAGGGAUGAGACUCCUGUUCCCAGUCAUGAAGUUUACAUCGUCAGAGAUGUAACAACUUACUGCAGAGACUGAAACUGAUUCCAUCUCAGGUCAGUGCGCAUUCCUUCUGCAGCUUUGCAGUGUCGAAGAGGAAAGAUUGCUCACACUGUGUCAAUGGAGAAUUCAAUCGACCCAGUGUUACAGGCAUGGACUAAUGAUUACUGCAAGCAUGAGCCUGAGGAUUAAAUUGCAACUCUCCCACGCUGACUAUAGGAAAUUCAGAGACUGCUGCCUGAAUCUUUUAAGAGUUUAACAUUUCCUAGUCUCACUCGUUUACCAAACACUCUUUCAGACCAGCUCCUGUUUUAUCCAGUUAAUAAUUAAAUGUUGGGAAUUGGAUUUGUGUUCACUAACCCAGUCAAGCAAGUCGGGAUCUGGCUGAAGAUGAGCUGCUUUCUUUCAAAUUGUUGAACUUGGGUUUAAUUUAAGACGCUGAUUGAUGUGUCAUUUUGAUGAAUAAUUGCUGAUGAGGCACGACUGCACAUGGUGUCAGUGUUAUUGUCCAGGAUAAUUUGGCCCAUGUGCUAGUCUAUAAACUGUAUUUAUGUUUUGUAAAGAGUACCAGAUCUUCCCAUUGAACUUUGGGAUCAUUGUGAAAUAUGAGCUAUUCGAAGUUAUUUGAAUUCCGACCAAGUCAGUGCUGUGACAAGGGCACGGAUAUCACAGUCAUGUUCUGUCCUGAGCUUAGGUAUUGAACUUGUAAAAAUAUCUGGCCACUACAUUCAUUCAAAUAGUGCCAUGUUCAUUGGCAAGUUCUGAUAUAGAGGAGCAAAUAAAAAAAAGUAUUUCUUGUCUAUUCAAUGGGACUAUCCUAAUAAAAAUACAUGAAGGCUA
This is a messenger RNA of Rhincodon typus (whale shark), 1693 nucleotides long. Its product is annotated as BTB/POZ domain-containing protein 9-like. Gene Ontology annotation, biological process: circadian behavior; modulation of chemical synaptic transmission; adult locomotory behavior. The record is from RefSeq and is a predicted model, not a curated record. Lineage: Eukaryota; Metazoa; Chordata; Chondrichthyes; Orectolobiformes; Rhincodontidae. Bases 217 to 579 code for a protein of 120 amino acids. The transcript has 4 exons.